Vigna unguiculata (cowpea) is the source of this 1035-nucleotide messenger RNA. RefSeq names its product 6,7-dimethyl-8-ribityllumazine synthase. The record is from RefSeq and is a predicted model, not a curated record. NCBI's taxonomy places the organism in Eukaryota, Viridiplantae, Streptophyta, Magnoliopsida, Fabales, Fabaceae. Gene Ontology annotation, cellular component: chloroplast envelope.
AACAACUUCGAUUGGACCCCACGAGCGUUCAUGCGGCAUCGUUUCUGCUUAGGAAGUGGAACGAGUAUCAAAAAGAAAAUAUCAUUUCCAUCUCUCACAGAAAGAACUGCGAUUUGUUCAGGCGAAAAAAGAAUGGCUUUUUCUGCACCCCUUAUGCGAUUCAGUUGCGUCUCUCUUCUCCACAGUAAUCUGAAUAAUCCCUUUCCUUUACCUUUUUCUGGGCUCCCCAAAUCCCUCUUUGGUUGUGGUGUUUCCCUCAAACUCAAUGGGAGUUCAGUGUCUGGGAGAAGAAGAUUGAGUGGUGACAGUGUCAGUGUUCGUGUGAAUGCUUCAUUGGUGGAGGCUCCAGUUUUGUGGGUUGGAAGAAUAUGCAUCUUCUAUGCCCUUCUUAAAGCUGGCUUGGCUGGAUCUCAAGCCAAUCCACUUGUCUCAGAUUUGGAAAUUGGGGAGAGUAAUGAUGAAUCUGGAGUUCCUUCUGGUGCUGCUGACUUGGGUUUCUCUAAAUGGGCCCAAACCAUACUAGGAAAACCAGCAAAGGAAGCUCCUAAUGGAAGGAAAUUGGUUAGCAAAUGGCAUCCUACCACAAAGGGUACACUUAGAAGAAACUAUAGAGUUCCAUCCAAGUCAGAAGGGCGACGAGUUCUUAAAGCUAUUGCAUCUCUAUUAUCUGAUGAUGACCACUUUGUUGAUGCCACUUCUCACAAGGGUUGCCAAAUACGAAGGGAGAGUGCACAUGGAGAAAGUGUGUGUUGCAACAAUGUGAGAGCUCUUUUUGAUGAGCUUCCAACUCCACAUAUCAUUGUGGAAAUCACCCCUUUCCCUGCUGGACCACUUACGGAUAAGGAUUACAUUAAAGCGGAGAAACUUGAGAAGACUCUGAGAUCUAGUCCUUCUGUGUGAUGUCUUUAAGGUUGUUUUCAUGUACAUAGCUUGUAAAUACUGAUAAACAACAAUUUUUAUGCUUUGAACUCUUCAAUAUUUUAUUUUGAAGUGAAUGAUAGUAACAAAUCAGAUAUGAGUAUUUAUUUUCAUAUA